Aureobasidium musti is the source of this 2142-nucleotide messenger RNA. The record is from the annotation of a GenBank genome assembly. NCBI's taxonomy places the organism in Eukaryota, Fungi, Ascomycota, Dothideomycetes, Dothideales, Saccotheciaceae.
AUGUCUGUCUUCGGGCCUGCCAACAUUCCAUUGCACACUCUUUCAUCGUCGUCACGGCAUCUGCGCAACACCAGCAGCGCUUCAUCGUUUGACGAGAAGCGAUACUCUGACGGUAGCCGUCACCGGCGCUCGUCCGACUCUGCCCACAGCGACUUUAGUCUUUGGAGCGACACGGGUGAUCUGGUUGACCAGUUUGACAACGAAGACGACCCCCUACGCGCUGCUCUCAACCCGCAGCACCAGAGCCCCAGUAGUCGUCGUAAGAACACCAAGCACGUUCGCUACCAGAGCGGAACCAAAGAGGGUGCAAUCAGCAAGAACGACAUUCCCAUCCCCAACCCCCCACCGCGCCAAAUCUCCCAAGCCGAACGCAUCCUCGCCUUCAUCAUGGCUCCUAAUGAUGGCCCCUCGCGCAUGCAUGGCCUUCAUGGCAAGAAGCUCAUCUACUUCACCUCGGUCUUUGUCUCGUUAGGUGUCUUCCUGUUUGGUUAUGACCAGGGUGUCAUGAGUGGUAUCAUCACCGGCAUGUACUUCAAGGGCUACUUCAACCAGCCUACAAGAGCAGAGAUUGGUACAAUGGUUGCCAUUCUCGAGGUUGGCGCUUUCAUAUCCUCUCUGGGUGUAGGCCGUAUUGGUGACAUACUCGGUCGUCGUCGCACCAUCCUCUACGGAGCUGUCGUCUUCGUCAUUGGUGGUGCUUUCCAGACUUUUGCUACCGGCAUGCCUAUGAUGAUGCUCGGUCGUAUCAUUGCUGGUCUCGGUGUUGGUGCUCUGUCGACAAUCGUGCCUGUCUACCAAUCUGAGAUUUCACCACCCCAUAACCGCGGAAAGCUUGCUUGUAUCGAGUUCUCGGGUAACAUUGUUGGUUACGCCUCGAGUGUCUGGGUUGACUACUUUUGCUCCUUCAUCCACAAUGACUGGAGUUGGAGACUUCCUUUGUUCAUGCAGUGUGUCAUGGGCUCCUUGCUCAUCCUUGGUUCUUUCCUGAUCUGCGAAUCUCCUAGGUAUGUUUUGCUCUUCUUGCUAGAUAUGAUCGGUGCUGACAAAUACAAANGAUGGCUGCUGGACAAUGAUCACGACGAGGAAGGUAUUGUCGUCAUUGCUAACCUCUACGGUAAGGGCGAUAUCCACAACCAAAAGGCGCGUGACGAGUACCGCGAGAUCAAGAUGAACGUGCUGCUGCAGCGUCAAGAAGGUGAGCGCAGCUACAAGGACAUGUUCAAGCGCUACUACAAGCGUGUCUUCAUCGCCAUGUCUGCACAAGCUCUUGCUCAGCUCAACGGUAUCAACGUUAUCUCAUACUACGCUCCUCUGGUCUUUGAGCAAGCUGGAUGGGUUGGCCGCGAUGCUAUUCUCAUGACCGGUAUCAACGGCCUCACCUAUCUGCUUUCCACAGUACCUCCAUGGUACCUUGUCGACCGUCUCGGUCGCCGUCCCAUCCUGAUGUGGGGUGCUGUCGCUAUGAUCAUCUCGCUCUCGGCCAUAUCAUACUUCAUCUACAUCGAUAUUCACCUUACCCCGCGUAUGGUCGUUAUCUUUGUCGUCCUGUAUAAUGCAGCAUUUGGAGCGUCAUGGGGUCCCAUUCCUUGGCUCUACCCACCUGAGAUUCUGCCUUUGAGCAUCCGUGCUAAGGGAGCUUCUCUGUCUACAGCGUCGAACUGGGCUUUCAACUGGCUUGUCGGAGAACUUACCCCGAUCCUUCAGGACCUCAUCCAAUGGCGACUGUACUUGAUGCAUGCAUUCUUCUGUGCUGUCUCGCUCGUCGUGGUCUAUUUCCUUUUCCCCGAGACAGCCAACGUUCGUUUAGAAGACAUGAACAGCAUCUUUGGAGACGCUUCUACUGUGGCUCCCUCACCACAGACCCUCGCUGAGGCCGAGUCACUGUUCAGCAGAAGUCCUCCAGCUUCCAUCCAUCUCGAUCGUGAUGGUAAUGCACCUCAAGACGCUAAUAUCCCCGACCUUGACAUCGAUCCACCUGCCGUUGACGUGCAAAACGGCAAGCCCAUGCUCAGCAAAGACAGUGACUUUGAGGGUCUAGGAGGCUGGAUCUCUAACCUUGUCAAGAAGGGCAAGGGAGAUGGCGCUUCUUCUCAUGCAGGAGGUAGUGGAAGAUAUAGACGUGUUGGACAGGAUGAAGACUAG